Molecule: messenger RNA, 1462 nt
Organism: Xiphophorus hellerii (green swordtail)
Lineage: Eukaryota; Metazoa; Chordata; Actinopteri; Cyprinodontiformes; Poeciliidae
Exons: 13
Coding region: 81-1241 (386 amino acids)
Source: RefSeq, a predicted model, not a curated record
GAAACCAAACAGUCCAGGCGGCCUGCAAGGGUCUUGCAAUUAAAUCUAAGAAAAACGGACAUAAGGAACGUGGUGAAACUAUGGAGACUUUUGAGGUGGAGGCUCCGGCUAUACCUACAGAAGAACAACCUGCCCCGAAUCACGGGCCACCGUAUCCAAAGAAAAAGAAAAAGAAAAAGCAGCCUCUGCAUUCUGCUGACAUAGUGUUCUCCAAAGGCCAUGCUUUCCUUUCUGUCCCCUCUCUGAGCAAAGUGUUGAAGGACAUCACAGACAGCAUCAUCGGUCUUCAGUACGUCUGGGAAUACCGCAGCCCCAGUAAAUUGGUCCAACCGCAUUACCAGUGCAAGCUGUGUUCCCUGUCCCGUGUGCAGCAUGACAUGGUUGAUCAUGUCAAAGGCUGGAAACACAGCUUCAGAUACAUGAAAAAAACUCACCCUGAUAAGGUUAUCUGGGAAGAGGAAGAUGGCGUCAAGGACCCUACAGUCAGAAAGGCAAUUAAAGUUGCUGCUGCAGAGGUGGAAAAAGCGGAGGGGAGGGGGCAAAUCAGGGUGAUUCUGAAGGAGCCCUAUCUAGUGCUUGCAUUUAAAGGACUCCGUUCUGCUGUUCCCAGACCGAUUAAUCCACGAAAUAAAGAAAUGAGACCAAUGGGUCCUCCAUUUGGCCCUAGGUUCCAUGACGCGAGGUUUCCAGGAGAGUUUGCCCCUCAUGGAGGACCUCACCCUGGUUUUCCAUGUGGGGAAUACGAGGAACCCUCAUAUGGAGGCUACAUGUCAGGACCAGCUUUCCCUGACAGCAGCAUGGCUCCAGCUCCGUACGCAAACAGUAUCGGUCCUGGACAAGAUGGAUAUGGAAGAGGUGAACCGAUGGUUGAAAGCUCAAACACAGCAUAUACCAAUGAGUACCAGGAAAACUCAGUGGACAGAUCGAUAAGCAAGCCAGUGGACCGACCCGGAUUAUUGGGAGCCGCUCCACAGAGUAGCAACAUGCCUGCAGUGCUGAAACACUUGGAAUCUUUCCAAAUAGAGAAUGAGAAUGAUGCACAGCUUGUUUUGAAAGUGACACAAAGGCUAACAGAUGCGCUGAUGGAGUACAGGCUGAGGACCAUUCCUGCGGCAUCGACUUUUUGCAACCCGUCCUUGAACUUUUCUAACACUCCUCCAAGGUUGCAAAACGACCGAUAUUCAAGUAAUCAGUCUGGUUCAUCCAGAUAUCCUGACCCUCUGCAGAAAUACUUCAACUGAUUGUCAGAAGAUGGCGCUUCACUCCUCUUCUCCGUCUCUCACCGAUGCACAAGUCCAGUUUUUCCCUGUGUAUAUUAAUUUUGGGUAGCUUUUUCCCCCUCCGUUUUAAUUUUCACUUCCUCAGAUCAAGGGAAGUUUUACAUAACAGAAUGUUUUAGUUGAUUUAUGUCGCCAUUGUCUCUUUUCAGAUGUAAUAAAGAACUUGAUGUAACAUCAAAUCA